UAUUUAAAAAUUUUGUUUGGUUUAUUUUUACAAAAACUUAUUUAUUAUUGACAAUAAUAAUAUUAUUAAUAAAAUAUAUUAUAAAAAAACACCAUGGAGGAAGAUCUUAUAUCCCAAUUCAUGGAUGUAACUAGUGUUGAUCGUGAAAGAGCAGAAUUUUAUCUAGCCUCGUCAGCUUGGCAGUUAGAGGUCGCCUUAACAAACUUCUACGAGUACGGAGACCAAGGUCCCAUUGAAGAAGAGCCAGUUUUGGACCACGUAAUAAACCAGUUUACAGAAGCGUUAUCUCAGCCAGAAGUCGAAGAGUCAAGUACUAUGGAACCAUCAAAGCCUUCAUCGAGUAAAUCCAAACAAAAUUCUAAAAUACGAACACUAGCGUCUCUGCAAGAUAAAGACAGUAGUUCUGAUGAAGAAGGCCAAGCAUUUUAUGCCGGUGGUUCGGAGCACAGUGGCCAGCAAAUACUAGGACCGAAUAAGAAAAAAAAUGACAUCAUCAGUGAUAUGUUUAAAUCAUGUCAAGAUCAAUCGAUUCCUGUUGAUGAGAGAGCGAGUUCUCAGCAACAGAGACCUAGUACUUUUAGUGGAACUGGUUAUAAAUUAGGUCAAACUAGUAGUGAUACUGAAGUUAUUCCUGGUGCAUCGAGUCAACGUCCAUCGGAAGCUGGAGUAAUUACAUUGAAGCUUUGGCGUGAAGGGUUUACAAUAAAUGACAGUGAGUUACGUCCUUACAACGAGCCUCAGAACCGCGAAUUCAUGGAAACUAUUAAACGAGGAGAAAUUCCAAUGGAAUUGCGCCAGGAAGUUCAAGGUACUGAAGUACGUCUUGAUCUUGAAGAUCAUCACCAUGAAGAUUAUGUGCCUCAAAAGACUAAAGUUAAAGCCUUCGCUGGACGUGGGCAUAUGUUAGGAAGCCCAUCACCAGCAACUGUUGGAAUGACAAUGCCAACAGACCCAGCAGACCAGUCUGCCAAUGAAUCUUUAGCCCGUACACAGCUCAAUGUGGACACCAACAAUCCAGUUACAACAAUUCAAAUAAGAUUAGCCGAUGGUCAAAAUAUCCGUGAGCAGUUCAAUCUCACUCACACCGUCGGCGACAUAAGACGUUUCAUUACAACGAUGCGGCCACAGUACGCAGCUCAAGACUUUACUUUGUCUACGACUUAUCCCACUAAAGAAUUGACUGAAGACAAAAAGACCAUCGAAGAAGCUGGUCUAAAAAAUUCAGCAAUCAUGCAGCGUCUAAAGUAGACAAUUGACUAUUUAAGUACUUGCUUAUUUUUGAAUAUUUUUUUUCAAUUAUCUUUUCACUAUUUACCAAAUAAAAUUUAUAAAAAAAAUCAAAGCAAUUUAAAUAAAAGUCUGUACU
This is a messenger RNA of Microplitis demolitor, 1366 nucleotides long. Its product is annotated as NSFL1 cofactor p47. The record is from RefSeq and is a predicted model, not a curated record. Lineage: Eukaryota; Metazoa; Arthropoda; Insecta; Hymenoptera; Braconidae. The transcript has 4 exons. Gene Ontology annotation, biological process: Golgi organization; nuclear membrane reassembly; autophagosome assembly. Gene Ontology annotation, cellular component: cytosol; nucleus. Gene Ontology annotation, molecular function: ubiquitin binding. The coding region runs from base 94 to 1248 and encodes 384 amino acids.